CACCCCUCCAUCACUCCUCCUCCUCCUCCUCCUCUUCCUCCUCUUCUAUCUCUGCUCCAUCACUGAAUCUGCUCUCCGUUCAUCCGGGAUUAUAAUCUGCAACAUCCGCGCAAAAACAUGUCGACACCAGAGGGCGCUCCAGGGGCUCCAGGGCCCACAAACUCAGAUGGGCCUCCAGCUGCAGCUCCUAAUCUGACCAGUAACAGACGACUGCAGCAGACACAGGCUCAAGUCGACGAGGUGGUGGACAUCAUGCGUGUGAAUGUGGACAAAGUUCUGGAGAGAGACCAGAAGCUCUCGGAGCUGGACGAUCGAGCAGACGCUCUUCAGGCCGGAGCCUCUCAGUUUGAGAGCAGCGCCGCCAAACUCAAGAACAAGUACUGGUGGAAGAACUGCAAGAUGAUGAUUAUAAUGGCCAUUGUAGGAGUAAUAUUUUUUGCUGUCAUUUUCUUGUAUUUCUUCUAUUGAGCUGUUCAUCAAAAACCGAAACCUCAAACUCCUCCAGGAUCUGCAGAUUUCUUUAUCAGCAUCUAAAAUAAACUUUGAAACAGGACCAAGUUAAGGGCCCACAUUUCCAUAUAGAUUGUUCUAUUAAAGACACAAUAUGUAAUUUUUCUGGUGAAGGGAGAUUACUGCUUGUGCCAGAAAUGUUCCACAGUAUGACAUAACAAAUUUAAUAAAUACAUGAUGAGUUUAUUAUUGCUCAGAGGCAUUCUUAGUGUGUGCAGACUCUCCUCUCCACAGAUCUGGCCUGUAAGCUGUCUCCAUGGAGAUCAGUUUAAUGCCAGACUGUGGAAUUUUACUAGACAAAGCAACGUCAUCUCCAUGAAUCCCACUCCAGAAAAGUUAUCUCUAAAUCUCUAAACAUAAAUAAGCUAAAGAAAUUAUAAUAUGAACUAUUUUUACAGACCAACCAACUCAAUAAAUAUGUGUAGAAAAUGUGAAAAGCAGUUACGUAAUGUGUAACUAGACCCAACUACAGUAUUUGCAAUAAGCCUUUGUAUCUUCACCUGUUAUAAGUGCU
Boleophthalmus pectinirostris (great blue-spotted mudskipper) is the source of this 1024-nucleotide messenger RNA. RefSeq names its product vesicle-associated membrane protein 2-like. Bases 118 to 468 code for a protein of 116 amino acids. Gene Ontology annotation, biological process: SNARE complex assembly; vesicle-mediated transport; vesicle fusion. The transcript has 5 exons. Lineage: Eukaryota; Metazoa; Chordata; Actinopteri; Gobiiformes; Gobiidae. The record is from RefSeq and is a predicted model, not a curated record. Gene Ontology annotation, cellular component: SNARE complex; plasma membrane. Gene Ontology annotation, molecular function: SNAP receptor activity; syntaxin binding.